Symsagittifera roscoffensis is the source of this 3309-nucleotide messenger RNA. RefSeq names its product phosphatidylinositol-binding clathrin assembly protein LAP-like. Lineage: Eukaryota; Metazoa; Xenacoelomorpha; Acoela; Convolutidae. Gene Ontology annotation, cellular component: clathrin-coated pit; clathrin-coated vesicle; extrinsic component of presynaptic endocytic zone membrane. Gene Ontology annotation, molecular function: phosphatidylinositol-4,5-bisphosphate binding; 1-phosphatidylinositol binding; SNARE binding. Bases 95 to 2386 code for a protein of 763 amino acids. The transcript has 16 exons. Gene Ontology annotation, biological process: synaptic vesicle budding from presynaptic endocytic zone membrane; clathrin coat assembly; clathrin-dependent endocytosis. The record is from RefSeq and is a predicted model, not a curated record.
AUUUAGUAUGAGUGUUCCUCAAGAAAAUCCAGCUGAGUUUGUAUAAAGUGGUAUGAAUAAUUUUCAGACAGUUUCUUGAAAAUCAGAGCCCAGAAUGAGUGGCCAAAGUGUUAUGGACCGCAUGCAAGCGGCUCGACAUUCCGUUUUGGGAUCGCAGAUUGGCAAAAAAGUAUGCAAAGCCACGACAGAAGAAAUUCUUGCCCCUAAAAGGAAACACUUGGAAGAUUUGUUGCAGUAUACCCACGAUCCAAAUGUUAACGUUACCGACAUAAUUGAUCUUUUGCUGUCACGAACUCACAAUCAAAACUGGGUAGUCGUGUACAAAUCGCUCGUUACUUUGCAUCAUUUGAUGUGCUAUGGCCACGAAAAAGUGAUCCAGAACAUGGCCAGUAGAACUAUGGAAUUAAAUUUGGCGAACUAUUACGAUCGCAAGGACAUGCAAGGGGCUCAAAUGUCGCCAUUCAUUCAGAGGUACUCUAAAUAUUUGAGUGCUAAAGCGGGAUCAUACAGGGCAAUGGCCUUUGACUUCUGCAAUGCUAAGAGAGGUAAAGAAGAGGGAAAGCUGCGUAAUAUGGAAGCACAUGAAUUGCUCAUGGCUCUGCCAACACUUUCUGAUCACUUGGACGCUCUAUUAGAAUUCCAGCGAGCAAGAAAGGAAGCUCAGGACUUAUGUUGGGCAAGACCCUCUGACUUGACAAAUGGGAUUGUAGUGGCCAGUUUUAUGCUCCUCUUCAAGGACUCUAUCCGACUGUUUGCAAGUUACAAUGAGGGCAUCAUCAACCUUCUCGAGAAGUUUUUUGACAUGUCGAGUAAGAAGCAAUGCGAACAGGCUCUCAACUCGUACAAGAAGUUCUUGCAGCAAAUGGAAAAUGUGGGAAAGUUUCUGAAAGUUGCAGAGAAGCUCCUACCGACAAAAAGUGAAUACGGAAUCGACAAAGGUGACAUUCCUGAUCUGACAUCGGCGCCGAGUAGUUUGCUGGAUGCUCUGGAAAGCCACUACCAGGGCCUGGAAACUGAUAAGAAAGGUGGAGGUGGUGGAAAAACGAAGGAGAGAUCGAAGCCGAUUGGUGUUCCGAAGCAGCUGAGUGUGAAUGCGGACGCCUUCCGGGAAGUGAGUCAGAAGACAACUAGCAACAAUCCGUUCUUCUUUGAAGAAGCGAACGAGGAGUUCGGAGGCGGGGCCAAGACUUCGAUCAGUGAAGCGGACAGGCAGAAAGCACUGGAGGAAGAGAAGACAGAACUGAGCAAAUACAACAACCAAACCCAGAGUAGUUUCAAUCCCUUCUCAACCGAUGCGUCAUCUCAGUCGGUUGCAGCAGCUAAAGCGCCAACUCCCACCGUCAACGACCCAUUCGAAGACCUUCUGGGACUAUCUUCGGGUGGCACUACGACGUCCGCCCAAUCGACUCCAUCCGCGGCCAAUGACCCCUUCGGCUCAUCGACACCUGCGAGUGGCAACACAUUUGACCCCUUUGCAAGCUUCAAUGCUACUUCUGCUACAGCGGCCCCACAGCCCAGUGCAAGUUCCAAUCCAUUCCUACAAAAUGAAGCUAGUACAGGUAGACCUUACCUCGCUUAUCCCGCCUCUCCUGCUCCUAAAUUCAGUGCCAAUGCCUAUGCAAACAAUCACGUGAACACAGUUCGCUUCCACGUGAACCACAUGCCACAGCCUCAACCGAGGCUAGUCGGCCCCUCCCUUGCAAGUCCAUAUGUUUACUCAAGCACCUCUGCAGCAGUUGUGCCCCCCUCUGGAGGCAGUAUGUUCGGAGGCACUGUCAGUGGCAGUAUGUGGCAGACUAAUGAAGGAACUUCAGACAUGCCUGCAGCUGACAAUGUCAAAGCGUCUUCCAUUACUAACAAUUUCGGCCCCAAUUACUCGAUCGACAUCGAGAAUGAGUUGGGAACUUUGGACUUCGGCAGUGCGAAUAUUAGCAUGGAAGCGAAACAUGAUACAACAUCGGUCGCCGUGAACAGUGACAGUGCACAGGAUGAGAAAGGUACAUCCUAUCAACCUGCCUAUGCUCCUCCUGCUCAACAAACAGUCAACUUCGAAGCUGCUUUUGGAACUAACUCAACUUCAUACGGUACGAAAAAAUGGAGUUCGAAUGUGUUUGGAGACAUGCUACAGCCGACGCCCAUAGGAGGACAGCAAUCACACCCACAACAGCAGAAUAUGUUAGGAGGUAGAGCUAGUCCAAUGGGCAUGGGUGGAUCACCCGCCCUCUCACCCAUGGGAACUCAAAAGGCAAUGGGGACAGCCCAGAGUAAACACACUGAUCCCGGACUAGGCAAGGAUCUGGACUCGGCUUUGGCCAAUUUAGCUACUAGCCUCAACACAAAGUCUCCUAGCCAUCGACCUUCACAGCCCCAGCAGACAGCUUGGUGAUGGUGCCAGAGUGACUCACCACCAAAAUGAUCCUAACAGUAUGAAGAGAAUGGCAUGAAGUAUUCCUGUAUGACACCACCCAGUAACUUGCUACUGAACAAUCUAUCAAACGCAAUACCCAGUUAUCUCUCAGUAGACUUCUUAGAAAUCAGAUGGACCAGUGGCGUUGUAACUCCUAUGCUGGCCAGGUCAAGAGUUAAUUGCGAUCUUUUCGGUUAAUACCCAGCCAUUACAACUUUUUUGUGGCUUUUUGUACUCUAUGGUACUUUUUUCAGUACUUUAAUUGUGGUGAAUGUUUUUAUACGUGUCUCGAGCAUAAUUAGCUCAGAUUUUGGAGAUACAAAUUAGUUAAAGAUAAGAGCAAAGGGUUUUUCACUGAAAAGAUUUGUUUUGUGAAUAUUGAAACUGCAAGAAUUUACCGUGUACCCAUUAUUGCAAUUCAUUAGUGUAUCCAGUUUAUAGCUGUCGUGCACAUGCGUCUGCGUAUACAUAAAUAGUGCUAAACUGUUCAAAAUUGAAAAAUUUAUAUUUAAAUCUGUCAAAUGUGAAAGGCUUACUUGUUUCUGGGUUUUCAAACAGUAUCAGGGUAUUUUUUCCGAUAACCUGAAUCAUCAGAAAUUAUAGUUUGUCCAAUCUCCUAAUAUUUGCUUGCCUUAUUUUCCAACUAGCGUGAUUUUUGGCCUAAGGGAGGGUUUUUAUGUUCUGUAAUUUUGAUUGAAAGCACACAAGGGGAACAUGUAUGCUAAUCACGCAGUAGAUACAGCGUAGUUUGAUUUGGAUUGAGAUGUAUUUAAGUUGCAUUGAUCGAAUUUGUAAAUGAAAUAGAAAUAAUAAUAUUAUGUUAGUGAAUUUUAGUGUCGCUUAGCAUCUAUUCGACCGCAUAUGUCGCAAUCAAUCUAUAAUUAAAUUUUUAGAUAAACUCA